Zonotrichia albicollis (white-throated sparrow) is the source of this 1860-nucleotide messenger RNA. The record is from RefSeq and is a predicted model, not a curated record. Lineage: Eukaryota; Metazoa; Chordata; Aves; Passeriformes; Passerellidae.
GGCUUUUUCCGGAGAAGCAUCCAGAAGAACAUGGUGUACACGUGUCACCGGGAGCGCAACUGCCAGAUCGACAAGGUCACCCGCAACCGCUGCCAGUUCUGCCGCCUCCAGAAGUGCUUCCAGGUCGGAAUGUCCAAGGAAGCCGUGCGGAACGAUCGGAACAAGAGGAAAAAGGAGGUGAAGGAGGAUUUGGGUGGGGAUGAGCUGAGCCCCGAGCUGGCCGAGCUGGUGCGCAGGGUGAGCAGAGCCCACCAGGAGACCUUCCCCUCCCUGGGCCAGCUGGGCAAGUACACCACGAACUCGAGCGCUGACCACCGGGUGCAGCUGGACCUGGGGCUGUGGGACAAGUUCAGCGAGUUGUCCACCAAGUGCAUCAUCAAGAUCGUGGAGUUUGCCAAGAGGCUCCCAGGCUUCACGGGGCUCAGCAUGGCUGACCAGAUCACCCUGCUCAAGGCUGCCUGCCUCGACAUCCUGAUGCUGCGGAUCUGCACCCGCUACACGCCGGAGCAGGACACGAUGACCUUCUCGGACGGGCUGACGCUGACCCGGACCCAGAUGCACAAUGCGGGGUUUGGGCCCCUCACCGACCUCGUGUUCGCCUUCGCAGGGCAGCUGCUGCCGCUGCAGCUCGAUGACACGGAGACCGGGCUGCUCAGUGCCAUCUGCCUCAUCUGUGGGGGGGCAGAACGAGCCAUCACCCUGCGCACGGAGAUCCCGGGGCCGAUGCCCCCCCUGAUCCGGGAAAUGCUGGAGAACCCCGAAAUCUUCACCGAAGUGGGGGGAGAUGCACCCCCUCCACCCCCAGACCCUCCUGCCGCCCAGGACAGUCCCCCUGGCCCCCCCACAUCCCCAUAGCCCCCCCCAGCUCGGGGGGGGAUCUCCAAAACCCGUCCCCAGUGGGGUGGGACAUUCAGAGCUGCCUUCCAGGGAAGCUGCCUUCCUCCUCCCUUUUGCUCUGGGGAGGGGGAGCUCCCCAUAGUGCCCCCCCCUGAAUUUGGGGAAGGGGGCAGAGACUGACAGAGCAAAGCUAUUGCCUUAAGCUGGGGGCGUCUGGGGGCACCCCUCGAACCUCAGCUUCACGCCAAAGCCCCCUCAGACCCUGCUGCCACCUCCCCUUGUACUGGGGGGGCUGUGAGGGGGGGGAGAGUUGGGGCCCAGCACCUCCCCACCAAAUUAAUGCCUGACACUCCUGCGGUGCCCCCCCAUGGUUUAUUUAUUGGACACAGGGUGGAUUUGUGAGGGGGUACACACCCCCCUUCUCCCCCAGAACAUCCUGCCCCCCAAAUCUGGGGGGAAAUGUUUAUAUUGGUGGGGGGCGGCUUGUGGGUUUUGCUUUUUGAUGCUGUUGGGGUGAGGUGGAAAACCCCAAAACUGCCCUCCCCUGGUGCCCCCCCCCAAACACUACAGAGACCAAAGAUGGGGGACACAAGGUGACCCCCACAACCCCCCCCCCAAUUUUGGGGCGGGCUCAAGCCAUAGGGUGACCCCAAAAUCCUGGGGGUCCCCCCAGACCCAACUGCCCUCCCAAAUCUCUGUUACCCCCAGCCUGGCUGGAUUGUAGGGUCCGGCCUUACUGGCCCCUCUACAACUGCCCCCCUGAAUGUGGGGGUGCAGAGCCCUCAGGGGGAGCCUGUUACACUACACAGAAGGUCCCCCCCGGGGGCUGCACUUUCACCCCUAUUUAUUCCUCUGCGUUUACAUCGGGCCCCCUCAGAACAGGGCCCCCCCGCUGCUGCACCCUGCUAAUUCCCCCCUUUUUGGGGGGUCCCCCUGCCAUGUUUACAGCCCACCCACCCCCUCCCGCGCUCAGGGGGGACACGGGACUUUUCUAUUUUUGCAAAAUAAAGUUAUGGAAAUUUU